Molecule: messenger RNA, 603 nt
Organism: Parnassius apollo (apollo)
Lineage: Eukaryota; Metazoa; Arthropoda; Insecta; Lepidoptera; Papilionidae
Source: the annotation of a GenBank genome assembly
UUGUGGACGCAAUGGGGGUUGGAUGGACCAGACGGAGCUCUCUACAAUCGUACGAGCAGUGGCUGGUUUGAUUCAAUUACAUUCUUGUACUGGUUUACGAACAUAAUAAUUCCAUGGGCAAGUCAGCUAAAAGGAACGAAGCUUGUUAUUGGCGACAAAUUAUCAAGUCACUUGAAUCCCGACGUGCUAGACUUAUGUGAAGCACACGAAAUUCGAUUUGUGUUUUUACCAUCUAGAUCGACCCAAAUAGCAAAGCCAUUAGAUGUAGCUUUUUUCGGGCCCUUGAAGAAGUCGUGGAGAGAAAUUCUUUCAACGUACAAAAUUGAGAAUCCCAAUCAGACCACAUUAAACAAAAGCCAUUUCCCUCUUCUAUUAAAAAAAAUAAUGGAUUCUGCUAAUACGAACACUGAGAACGUAAAAAGUGGCAAGGAAACGGAAAUGUACCCGUUUAACCCAUAUCAAAUAUACAAUAAGUUACCCGAAUUCGAAGAGGAAAUCAAAUAUGACGCCGAUCAAUCGGUUCUUCAUUAUUUGAAAGAAACCAAACAACCUAAUCCUAUCAAAAGAGGAAAAAACAGCAAUUUAAAUGUGCCACCUGGAUAA